AACCACGCUAAAACCGCACACGGUUCUUUAAAACAGAUACGUACAAUAAAAAAGUGACGCCACCGUAAUAGCAGCGUUUACCCCCGCGAUCGCUCGUAGCCUACAGCCAGGUAAUGUUCUUGCGAGCUCCUCGACGGUUAGCACAGUCAGUAUCGUACUAACAGCGCCGUCGUCUCAAUCGCCGUCUCUAAGUAAAUCGAAUACAACACUGUAGUCAGGUGCGUUUUUGUAAUUUAUGUAAUUUAAGUGCGAGUCGGUCAUCUCGGCUCAGAGUUUAUUAACCGGUCGACAGUAUUAUAUCUAAAGAAAAUAUUAUACCAGCGUCUGUAUUCUUAUUUAUUGCACUCGCAACGCUACAGUUUGGAAAAACGGGACAUGAACUGUCGAUUCUAAUACUGAAAACCUUCAGCAGUUCUCUAUACUAGAAUUUAAACACAUUUUAUUUAGCAUUAAAAUAAAACUACUACAAUGUACGACAACAAAUUAUUAUUAUUAACGAUAAGUCUGUUUGUUAUUGUAUACGGAGCACCUGAAGAUCGUAGAAAAUUUGUUCGAGUUAUAACUGAACCUAAGCCUGGUGAAGAAUAUGUCAGUAUUCAUACAGGAAAACCUUCAGCUGGAGCAGUACAAGAAAAAUCCUUAGACGAUCAAAUGAAUGUAAAUAUACGUGAUGAAGGACAGAUAGGAGUAAAAGACAUAACAGCAUCAGUAUCACAAGAUGAAAAAAUUUUUGCAAACAAAAAAGUACACCCUACAUAUGAAGAAAUAUCAAGAAAAUCAAUACCUCCGAGAAAGUUCAACCUUAUGAAAUCUGAUGAAACGAUUAACACACAGCUUAAUAAUAAAUUAAAAAAUAACAAUAAAGAUCAAACAAAUAAAUCUAAAAUUCAAGAAAAUAAGGAAGAUGAUGGUUUAUAUGAUUUUGUUGAUUCACCAUUUGGAGGUCAACUUGUUGGCUCUGCUUCCUCACAAGCAUCAAGAGUUAAUAUAAAAAAAGCUCCUAAUGGUCAGGAAUAUGAGUAUGAGUAUGUAUAUUACUACUAUGAUGAAGAUGAUGAAAAGUCUGGAUCUAAAACUGAAUCAAAUACACCAAAUUCACUAACUAAACUAGAGAAAGACAGUAAAGAACGAAACAAAACUAAAAAGCCAACAGUGUUAGAUGAAAAUAAAUUUAUCCUAAGUACAAAUAAUGACAGAUUCCCCAAAGUUGAAGAUCAUUCUGUAAGAAAGGAACCAGAAGAAGGCCCUGCAAAUUUUGUUAUUAAUGAUAUACCAGAACGCCAUUUGAAAACAAAGGAUUCUGGACGUAACCUUGAAGAAGCUCUAUCGUUACCAUCCCCGUCUGUUUCCGAAGAACGCCUUCCAUCUAAUGCAAGAUUCCCAGUUCGAUCUCGUGGUAACUCAAGACCUACUCAAGAAAACGACACCCAACAAAUUACAGACUCUGCUAUUACUCGAGUUAACAGCGCCUCACAGCCAGAUUCUGAUAUAGUCAAUAGCAAUACAUUUAGAUCGCAUUCUAACGAUGAACAGUUUAUUGUUACUUCACCAAGACGUGAAUACCAGAGAGAUGCAGUGGUGCAAACAACAGCUGUAGUAGCAGAUCAAGCAGCCACUACUAAUAAUGCUUAUAACACACAGCCUACAGAAACGGUAAUUUCGGUUGUAACCGAAUCCGUAGUAAGCUUAGAUCGGAAUCCAGACAAUACCGAUAUGGACAAAAAGGGUCUGUCUUUGACAACGACAUUACCUCCUGAUGAGGUUAUCGCCGUUACUACCCAACUUGCAGGUCUGACAGACAAAGGAGCUGUUGACUUGUAUGCAAUUUUACAACAAACUCGAAGUGAAGAAACAGCGAACACCAUAUUACCCUUUGAGCAAUCAACGAGAUUUGACGAUAACGAUACUCCAUUCCCAACAACGUUACGUUUAGUUCCAACAACAACCACUACCACCACAACAACUACUACUACUACAACUCCAGCUCCAACAACUACUACAACUACAAUUUUGGCUCCUACUCGUCAAUCUGGAUUAGUACGUAAUCGCUACAGGGGCGUAGUUGGCAAUAGAAAUGGUAUAACAUCAUCUACUACCACUACCACAACUACUGAACAACCCACUAAUAAUGACGGAGUUACGGAGAGACGUAAAUUUAAACCCAGUAGGGAUCGAGUAACUCAAGGACAGUCCAUUUACAGUAAGAGAUAUCAUUCAUCGACAGCAACUCUAGACAAAGAUUCAACUACAACCGAAAGCGAGGUGGUAACUAGAGCAACAAAACAUUCAUUUGGUCGCCAACGAACGCGUUCAAGCAAGCCUCAAUCGAGCACUGUAUCUAUUGAUGAGACACCAAUUGAAGUAACUUCAGCUGUACCAAGACCAAACUUUGCUGAUAGAUCUAACUUGAGAAAACAAAAUAAUAGAAACAAAUUCACAAUAUCUACUACAGCAGCAACUGUUACUCUAGCAACAGCAGAAGAUAACGUUGCAAAUAGCCAAGUUGCUGAAUCCGAAUCCUCUGAACCAAUUUCGACAACUUCAAAGGCUAUAGGAAACAGACUUAAACCAAAUAUAAGACCAUUGAGACCCGGGUUAAGGUUAGGAAGCAGCGGACGAGGUUCAUCGACUACUCAACUUCCAAUCACAUCAACAACUCAAACAUUGGCAGUCGAAAUUUCAUCUGAAAACGAAAGCAAAGAUUCUAUUCAAGAAUCAAAUAGUACAACUCAAACUACAGAUUCUCUCUCCAGGUUUAAAAAUAAGAACAGAUUUAGAGUUCCUGAAAAACAGUCAUACCAAGCACCGAGACAACAGAUUAUUGCUCCUGUAACAGGGCAAAAUCGUAAAAAUUUGCUGUCAAAUUUGUUACCAAAGAAGAAAUCUUUGCAAACCGAAGAACCCCCAAUAGAAGAAAUAAAACCAGUAGUAGAAAAUGAACAAGAUAUUGAUAAUAAUAGAGACAUACAAAAUGAAGAGGAACUGAACAGUCAACAAAUCCAGGCCGCUAGUACUAGCAGUACAACAGAGGCUCCGACUUCGUCUACAAAUCGAUUGUCAUCAUUAUUGGCAAAAAGAAAACCUCUACAAAGACGGCCAGCAGAUCUUCAACUACAAAAAACCACUAAUCAAGAAUAGUAAAAUCAUCAAAACUGAAUUGAUUAGUGAAUUUUUUGUAUAAUAUUACACAUGAACAGCACAGAUCAAAUAUUCUAUAAGUAAUUUGUAAAUAUAGAUAAAUUAACUAUAAUUAUUAAAUGUAAAUAAAAAUUAAUACUAAUUUUUAGUCAAAACACUUUUACUAUUACAAUCGAUUUUGUCGAAUUAAAUGAUAAAACUUUUCCAUUCUAAUAAUUUUUUUUACAAAAUGUUUUAUAAAUGUUUUCAAAAUAGAUGUACAACUUUACACCUAGAUUCAGGAAAUUUUAUUUUAUUUUUUGA
Messenger RNA from Daktulosphaira vitifoliae (grape phylloxera), 3441 nucleotides. Its product is annotated as mucin-5AC-like. The coding region runs from base 469 to 3138 and encodes 889 amino acids. The transcript is spliced from 16 exons. The record is from RefSeq and is a predicted model, not a curated record. NCBI's taxonomy places the organism in Eukaryota, Metazoa, Arthropoda, Insecta, Hemiptera, Phylloxeridae.